UCCCAAAGUGAAAAGGUUCGAUUACACUGGCCAACAUCCUUACCUUCUGGAGAUGCAUAUUCUGCUGCGGGGACUCACCGAUUUGUCCAAAAGCCCUAUAGUCGCUCUUCUUCCAUGUCUUCCAUUGAUCUAGUCAGUGCCUCUGAUGAUGUUCACAGAUUCAGCACCCAGGUAGAAGAGAUGGUACAAAACCAUAUGACUUACUCCUUGCAAGAUGUAGGAGGAGAUGCCAAUUGGCAGCUAGUGGUAGAAGAAGGAGAAAUGAAGGUAUACAGAAGAGAGGUGGAAGAGAAUGGAAUAGUUUUAGAUCCUUUGAAAGCAACCCAUGCUGUUAAAGGGGUAACAGGGCAUGAAGUUUGUCACUACUUCUGGAACGUUGAUGUUCGUAAUGACUGGGAGACAACAAUUGAAAAUUUCCAUGUUGUGGAAAACUUAGCUGAUAAUGCAAUCAUCAUUUACCAGACACAUAAGAGGGUGUGGCCAGCUUCCCAAAGGGAUGUGCUGUAUUUGUCUGCUAUCAGAAAGAUACCAGCAUUCAGUGAAAAUGAUCCUGAAACAUGGAUUGUGUGCAAUUUCUCUGUGGAACAUGACAGCGCUCCUCUGAACAAUCGCUGUGUCCGUGCCAAAAUAAAUAUUGCUAUGAUUUGUCAGACGUUAGUAAGCCCACCAGAGGGGAACAAGGAAAUAAGCAGGGAGAACAUCCUAUGCAAGAUUACAUAUGUAGCUAAUGUGAACCCAGGAGGAUGGGCACCAGCAUCAGUGUUACGGGCAGUGGCAAAACGAGAAUAUCCAAAAUUCCUGAAGCGUUUUACAUCAUAUGUUCAAGAAAAAACAGCAGGAAAGCCUAUUUUAUUCUAGUAUUAGCAGCAAUCAGAACAAGACUGGGUGAGCAUUCCACGUUGGAGAAGUGUCCAUGCAUAGACCACUCCAUGCUGGAACGAAGGAUCUACAGUCUUCUCAUGGCCCAAGUUCUGGGCUUUGUAUACUGAAGUGAAGAAGUGUUGCAACACCAUGAGGCUGAAUAUUUAACACUAGCUCUCUCCUGCUAACUUUUCUUGCUGAAUCAGUGUGUUGUUAUAAAUACAUGUAUUCAUAACAUGUAUAUGGCUCUAUUUUUACUUUCUUGCUUUAGAAGAGGAAGAACAUGUACAACUUUGAAUCACCAACAUGGGUUACUACUUUAAUUUUUAAAAAGUUGCAGACUUUCAUUGUCAACCUUCCUAAGAUAAUGGCGCAGUUUUUUGUGCAUGUCUAAAAAGCACAAAAGACAGAUGAACAUAUAGCAUACUGUAUGGGCUUUAUAUGCACAAAAAUCUGUGGUGUUAUGGAGGGGAGGGACUUCAGUAAAGCCUAGGUGACUUAUUGACAGGUUUUGUUUUGCUUUGUAUAAUCAUAGUUCACUGCUGCUAGUUUCUAUAACGAAUCAUCUUGUUACAUAAAAUGUCAGUUAAUAACUGAGGGCUGUCAAUAUCCUUAUGACUUUGCCUUUUCUAUUGUCUUACUCUGAUGACGAUAUUUGGUUCUGAAGGAG
Mesitornis unicolor (brown roatelo) is the source of this 1531-nucleotide messenger RNA. RefSeq names its product collagen, type IV, alpha 3 (Goodpasture antigen) binding protein (gene CERT1). The record is from RefSeq and is a predicted model, not a curated record. The annotation marks the transcript as partial. Gene Ontology annotation, molecular function: phosphatidylinositol-4-phosphate binding. Gene Ontology annotation, biological process: ER to Golgi ceramide transport. Gene Ontology annotation, cellular component: Golgi apparatus. The transcript has 9 exons. NCBI's taxonomy places the organism in Eukaryota, Metazoa, Chordata, Aves, Mesitornithiformes, Mesitornithidae.